AUGGACAUCCACGAGGGUUCAACGUCGUCGGGGAAGAGCACCGACCACCGAGAACGCGCAAAGGUGAUGGUGAGCAUCACCACUCCGUCUGGGGUGCCCAAACAGCGUGCGCCCGUGGACGUUGUCCUCGUCCUCCACGUCCAGAUCCGACUCAUAGCGCCACGCAACUGGCACGAUCUCCUCGUUAAGGCGACACAAGUUGUCCUUGACAAUCUUGGAGAGAAAGACCGUCUCGCGAUCGUCCCUGCUUCACUGAUGGAAGAAACAGCUGUGAAACCAAAAGUUGUCCUUGACAAGCUUGGAGAGCAAGACCGUCUCGCGAUCGUCCCCGCUUCAUUGAUGGAAGAAACAGCUGUGAAACCUAAAGUUGUCCUUGACAAGCUUGGAAAGCAAGACCGUCUCGCGAUCGUCCCCGCUUCAUUGAUUGAAGAAACAGCUGUUGUCCUUGACAAGCUUGGAGAGCAAGACCGUCUCGCGAUCGUCCCCGCUUCAUUGAUGGAAGAAACAGCUGUGAAACCAAAAGUUGUCCUUGACAAGCUUGGAGAGCAAGACCGUCUGGCGAUCGUCCCCGCUUCAUUGAUGGAAAAAUUCUAUGAGAAACCAAAAUUCUAUGAGAUGUCCUCCGUGACUAAGAAGAGGGCUUUUGCUGCAGUAGAGGGUUCGCAGGCAAUGAGAAGAAACGGGCAAUUGCUUACAGAUCUGGAGUCGGCCGAGUCGGAUCUAUAUAAUAGGAAGUCCGAGGAAAAGGAGGAGCACGCCGCCCACAUCAUCGUCAUCUCCAACAGCAACGAGGACCUGAGCUCCGCGGUUAGCUGGAGGUUCCGCUCGGUCCAUGCAUUCGGCUUCCGGGAUGCCCACAAUGGGAGGAAAAUGGGAACCAUUGCCAGCAACUCGGAGAGCACCUAUGCAGUCUUUGACGAGGGUGGUGAUGAGAUCAGUCCUGCCUUUGCGAAAAGCAUGGAGAAAAUCACAUCGGGCGUGGAGCCACUGGAGGUGAGGCUAAAGUGCGGCCAAGAUGUGGUACUAUCAGCCAUCUGUGCCCCUCGCAUCAGCUACUUCAUCUCCAACGACAAGAAGUUUGGGAUCAUCUGGGCCAGUGCCCGACGCACGGCAGGCACGGUAACCAACUUUGUUGUGGAACUGCAGUUCCCCAAGCAUCGUUGGUCAUCAAAGCCAAACCGUGGCAGUAGCACCCAUGUCAGCGUGGAAGCCAAGUACGGGCGGCAUCCGAAUUCCAAGAGCCUCAAAGGAGCUUGCAAGGAGUUGAACAAGUCCGUGUCCGUGGACUUUCUCGAGUUGUUGCGUAUGGAAGCUGUGAAGAUGGUUUAUGAUGAGCUAACUGUACCUUCAGUACGAGAUAAAUAUGACUGUGAGCAGCUCCACAAGGCCGCAGACAGGCUGGAUCAGAAGUGGACGGAGGCUGCUAAGUCACACUCAGACACCCUUUUAUCUGGUCUCGAUGGGGAGAUGCGACAGAUGGUGACGAGGCUUUACAACAACUACUUGUGGCUUGAGUACAUGCUCUCAUGGAAGUCACAACAGCGGUGGCCGCUGCCUCCAAUAGCCACAGCCAUGGACAGGCGGCAGCGGCAGGCCACGACUGAUGACCCCCUCCUGCGCAUGAGAGUCCUGGCCCAGGUCAACGCUAUCCCAGAGCCAAUCCGAAAGCCCCGACGAGGGCUGCUGCCAGUGCUAGUUGAGGUCACUGUGCCUGUCGAGGGUUUGGCAAAGGCGAAACGCGCCUCCCUCGACCUUGUUGUUGUGCUCGACGUCAGCUGCAAAGCUAGCGCUACCAGGGAGAUGAAGAAAAAAAGGCUAGAACUGCUACACCAGGCUAUGAACUUCAUUCUAAAGAAGCUUAGCUACAAGGACCGCCUAGCAAUCAUACAUGUGGAUCAAUCUGGCGAUUGCGCCAAGCUGCAGAAGCCCUCGGAGGUCAAGGUGGAUUUUGACUUCAGAAGGGCGCACCACCACCGAGUCUCCAAGACCAAUUUAUCCAACUAUUUGACGGACGCCGUUAAGUUAUUGGAUGGUCGCGGAGAAGACAAUGAGAGGUUGGGUUUGAUCAUUCUCAUCUCCGACGGGGAUGACAUCUCCAUCCUCCGCCAGAAACCUCAGAGGUGCAACUACACUGUCCACACCUUCGGUCUCCAUGGUGAGCGAAACAGCAGGACCAUGCAUGCCAUAGCUACGGACUCCAGCGGCAUCUACGCCAUCAUCAACGACCACCAGGAUAAAAUCACCGAGACAUUCAUGGCUUGCAUUAGAAAGGUCACUUGUACCAUCGCUGUUAAUACGAAGGUCAAUAUCAUCUGCAGCAACACCGCCGGAGUGAAGCUAUCCGCUAUUGAGUCUGGGCAAUUCGAGUCCAGCAUCAGCGAUGACAAAAAGUUUGGUUCCAUCUUUGCUGGUGACCUCUAUGCCGGUGCGGUGAAGAGAUUCGUCGCCUACCUGGAGAAGGGCCAAGGGUACAGCGAUUCUAGACAUUUGUCCAGCUUGCUCCAAGUCAAUGUCACGUGGCAGCCUCCACACCAAGUUGCUCAACUGAUGCAAGCUCAAGUUAAGAUUAUCAAGGGCCCAACUGAUCCAUCAUCUACUGAUGACGUUAAGGACAAAGUUGACGUUAAUGUGGACGAAAUUACUGAUGUUGUGGACGAAAUUGCCCGCCUUAAAGAGAUGGAAAUUGUCAGUGCCAUAAUUGGCAGACACGGACAAACCAAUGUAGGGAAGGAUUUGGCGGAAAAGGUGCAGAAGCUACGAAAGGAUCUCAGGUUGCAUGCUACUAGUAUACGUGUGCGCCCCAAAGGUUCCAGUUAUGAAUUCCGAGUUGACGAGGAGAGCCUGGCAAGCCUCGAGGAUGACCUGGACAACCCUCAGUUGUCGUAUAUACUCUCAUGGCUAUCAUAUCAAGGGUUAUGUGAAAAGCCACCGUCGGCACCAAGUAGGCGUCGCCAAGACAUCAGAGAAAGUUCGCAGCAGGACCAAGAAAACAUGUCCCCAGAAGAGCAGUGA
Messenger RNA from Miscanthus lutarioriparius, 3012 nucleotides. Lineage: Eukaryota; Viridiplantae; Streptophyta; Magnoliopsida; Poales; Poaceae. The record is from the annotation of a GenBank genome assembly.